Camelina sativa (false flax) is the source of this 1341-nucleotide messenger RNA. The record is from RefSeq and is a predicted model, not a curated record. NCBI's taxonomy places the organism in Eukaryota, Viridiplantae, Streptophyta, Magnoliopsida, Brassicales, Brassicaceae.
UUCAUGCUGAUGAGUGAUGUUGAAUGAUGACGAUACAAAUAAAAGACAUCCUUUAAGCUUUCUCUAGUACUGAGCCCCACUAGUUUCCAAUUUUUAUCUUCAGUUUCUUUCUUUAUAUCUCAUAUCAUAUAGAGAGACUCUGCUUUCUCACCUUCUUCUUUAUCUAAGGAAAGAAAAACAUAGUUUUCUUUUAAGAGAAACAAUCACCAACUCUUGUGAAAAGAGAUAGAGAGAGAGAUGGGGAAUAACAAGUUCAGGCUUUUAGAUAUGAUCCCAAAUGCAUGGUUUCAUAAGCUCAAAGACUUGACUAAACAGUCUAAACCCAAAACCAAACCUUCUUCUUCUUCAAACACAUGUAACAAGAAGAAACCUUCCUCAGAUUCUCUUCCUCAUCAUCACUCUUAUCUCUCCAACAGCUUAGUAGCUAAUAAUCCUCCUCACCAUAACUCACCAAGAAGCUCUCUUCACACAAGACGGAUGAGUAGUAAAAGAAAGACUCUUUACAAGCCGUCCCUUAACCUUUUGACACCUCCUCUUCUUGUAUCCGCAGGUUUCAACAAGAGCAAGAUCAAUGGUCAAGAUUCAUCUCACUGCUUGCUCCCAGUUCUUGAAACCUCCCCUGAGUCUUUCGUAUACAGUUUCUACGAAGAGGAAGGUGAUGAUGAAUUCUUUGACUUUUCCAACUUCAAGAUCGACACAAAGAGCAAAGCCUUCACUAAGCACAAAGUCAAAGAUUCUGAUUCUGUAGAGAAAUCUUGUCCUACAAGUAACCCGAUCAAGAAACUACAGAAAAGCCAUCUUUCUGUGAAGAUUAACAGAGAGAACGAAGAAGAUGAUGAAUAUAGAGUCGAGAAGAAAUACCAAAGGCGAGUGUCUAGUGGAAGAAAAUCCUCAGCAGGGAUAAACCUCAAAAGAGUAAAUUCACCUAGAAUUCAACUCUCAGGAAUGCGUAAAAGCACGUCAAAAAGAUCAGAGAGCAGCAGACAAGAUGUUCUUGAGAGCUAUGCUGUAAUGAAGCGGUCCGUUGAUCCAAAGAAAGAUUUCAGGGAAUCAAUGAUUGAGAUGAUAGAAGAAAACAACAUCAGAGCUUCAAAAGACUUGGAGGAUCUUCUCGCUUGUUACCUUUCUUUGAAUCCAAAGGAGUAUCAUGAUCUAAUCAUCCAUGUUUUCGAACAAAUCUGGCUUCAACUUACAAAAAUCAAAUAAAAUCUCUAAAUGUAACGUUGGUUAACCUAAUGGUCAAAUUAGUAUAAGUAUGUCUUGUGAAAUUUGUAGUCGUUGACUUGUUGUUAAUGUUCAUAUGAAGUUAGAUGGAACUGUGGAGAUUCUCUUUGAGCCCAC